UGCGAUUUUUGUCAGACUCCAAUUGAAAUCAAUUUGACGGGCGUGUUUCAAAUUGGCGACGACGGGUGGAAUUGUUGUAUUUUAAGUUAUAACAAACAAUAAGCAUUUAAAAAAAGAAAAACAAUAAUAGAACAUCCGAAAUGGGUCUAAAAGGUUGUGAAAUUGUUUUGGAUAAUCCCUGGAACACCUAUUAUGCUGGACAAACUGUAAAUGGACAAGUAAAUUUAACAUUCGAUUCGGCAAAGAAGAUACGAGGUAUCAUUAUAAAAUUCCUUGGUGAAGCCAAUACAGAAUGGUCCGAAACACGCAAAGUCACCAACAGCGAGGGACGUGAUGAAGAUGAGACAACCACCUUUAAGGGUCAUGAAGAAUAUUUCCAAAUCAAAUAUUAUUUAGUUGGUGGCAAGAACAGUGCCGAAAUUGAAUUGCCAGCCGGUACGCACACCUAUCCAUUCACCUGUGCUCUGCCACCAACAUUGCCCUCCUCAUUUGAGGGUGAAUUUGGUCAUGUACGCUAUACGAUAAAAGUUACCCUCGACAGGCCAUGGAAAUUCGAUCAAGAUAUGAAAAUGGCAUUUACAGUUAUUGCCCCCGUCGAUUUGAAUUUAAAUCCUCGCGUAAAGGAACCUUUCAAAUUGGAAUUGGAGAAAUCUUUCUGUUGUUUCUGUUGCAAAUCUGGCCCGCUGUCGGUUAUAACAUCAGUUCCUGUAACGGGUUAUGUUUCGGGUCAAAUAAUACCGAUAACCUGUGAAUGUGAUAAUGCUAGUAAUGUUAAAAUAAAUACCGUCAAAUUUGUCUUACGUAAACGGGUAACGUUCCAUACGACACAGCCACGUGCCGAAAAGAAGGAGUCAAAAAUCACCAUUGCUGAACUGGGCAUUGGCCCCGUGGAGGGUGGUGAAUCGCGAACAUUUAGUCAACAAUUGGAAAUACCACCAUUGCCACCAACAAAUCUGGUGAAUUGUGGUAUUAUUGCAUUGGAUUAUGAUUUGCAUAUUGAGUGUAAUGUGGGCGGGCCACAUCGUAAUUUGACGGGUAACAUACCCAUUACUUUGGGUACCAUACCUUUGGCCUCGUUUAAACCACCAGCUCCGUAUACCGAUGUACCGGCCCAAAUUUCACCUCAACAACAACAGCAACAGAAUGACGAUCCAUCGAUGGCUCCAACACAGCCUGUCAGUCCUGCCAGUCCACCCAAUGGCCAGGGUGGUGCUUUGGGUUGGAGUGUGGCCGAUAGUGUUGGUGGUCAAAUUUAUCCAAAUAUACCUCCUCCCCAAUUUGUGGAGACUCAAUUUAAGGCUCCCACAAUUACAAAUCGCGAUGACUCGGAACACACUCGAGUAAUUGGUGGUGGUGAUUUCGCUCCACGCUAUCCCACCUUCCAAUUUAACACCCCCACUGCGCCUCCAAACAUGUAAAUUCUGCCAUUCUGGUACUACUAAAACUGAAUUUUAGAAAUCUCUUCAUGGAAAUUGUAUGAUGCAAGUGCUUGAAGUAUAUCAAAGCAAAACGACGCACAAUUUUCUUCGCAAACAACCAAAAGACUUUUUAAGGAAUCGUCAAUUUGUUUCAUUUUUUUUUUGUUGCAACCUAACCACAUGAUAUUUUUUAAAGAGUCUCAAAAUGAAAUAAUUAAAAAACAAACAAAGCAGAUUUGAUUGCAGAUGUAAACAUUUUAAACAAUUUUAAAGUUACAUUUAAUGCUACAUUUUUUUUAAUAUCCUACUGCCAAUAAUUUACAAUAUCCAAUGGCUAAGUCCCAAAUUCUGUAAUCAGAUUUUAUAUUUUUCUCUUGAUAUUAAUUUUAUUUAUUUAUUUAAAAAAAAUAUAUUUAAUACCGUCCUUUAUUGCUGUGCUUUUGAAACAAUUAUUUCAAUUGUCUUUUCUUUUUUGGAAUCAAAUUCUUCAUACAUACAAACGAAAACAAAACAAAACUAUUAAUAGGAAAACAAAAAAGAGUGCCUAAGAUCAAAAAAAAAAAAAAAAAUGUAAGCUUAAAAAGUACUUUAUAUAGUCAAGUGGAAAUUAAAUUUUCGUUUAUAUCAAUUAAGUGUGUAUAACUGG
Musca domestica (house fly) is the source of this 2064-nucleotide messenger RNA. Its product is annotated as arrestin domain-containing protein 17. Lineage: Eukaryota; Metazoa; Arthropoda; Insecta; Diptera; Muscidae. Gene Ontology annotation, biological process: protein transport. The record is from RefSeq and is a predicted model, not a curated record. Bases 141 to 1418 code for a protein of 425 amino acids. The transcript is spliced from 4 exons. Gene Ontology annotation, cellular component: cytoplasm.